Pocillopora verrucosa is the source of this 3069-nucleotide messenger RNA. The record is from RefSeq and is a predicted model, not a curated record. Lineage: Eukaryota; Metazoa; Cnidaria; Anthozoa; Scleractinia; Pocilloporidae.
CCAAGAGCGUCAAACUAGAGCAAAUUUCACGGCUAAGAGAGUGACGCAAAACUUAUAUUGACGUGAUCCGCUUUUUUUUUUUAAAUUCUGCGUAGCUUUGAAGUGUCUUUUUGCCCAAACUGGUUAGUGUACGAACCCUACCUUAUACGCGCGAAUCUUUUCCCGAUCACAGGCGGACAACAUUUUAUUUUCAUCGCUCCGAUUGCACGAUCGUGCGAAGAUACUGUUGGAUAAAACUUACUUUUACUUACAUUUGAAGAGCUUAAUCAGCGACAUGUUAAUCGUCAUGUCAAUUGUGUUUUUGUUUGCGCUCGACGUUGUAGACACACGACCCCAUUAAUUACAAAUGCAUUUACUCACUGAGGUACUCUGCGAACAGGCUCAGCUGAUAAAAUGGCGGUAGCAUUUGAUGGUUACGGUUUAUCCAUAACUUCUGAAGUCUUCCCUCCGUCUUUGACUCAAAUUGAAGGAGGUGAUUUGUCAAAUUUGACCUUUCACUUGAAUUAUAAUGGAACAAAGAUUGGUGCAUUACACGAGAACUCGUCUGCUUGUCAUGAGCUGAAAAACAGCUCAUUGUUCGUGAAUCUGGUUAUUACUUUGCCAAUUGUGUUUGACAUUGUAAGCCACUCAAAUCAAAGCAGUCAAACCGGGAUUGUCACUUCAAACAUAUCAAAUUGUUCGUUUGUGCCAUUGUUAAAGAUAAACUCCAGCUCUUCAGUUGUUUCUGACCACAUGCUAGGAAUCAAGGCUCUAAAUUUUCACAUCUUCUCACAAAAUUUUAGUUGGACAGCAACCCUGAAUGUCAGACUUAAAUUGCUUCCUUCAGCCAGAGCUGAUAGUUUAUUAAACAUAACUGCAAAUGUCACAAUUUCAAAUAAAACUAUGGAAGAUGACAUUAGCAUAGCAUCAUACAGAACUGCAGUUCCUGGUAAUCUGCAGUUUGAAUUGAAGAGCACAUCAAUUCCAGAGACACCUGGCCCAACUUUAACUUCAGAGGAGGAAAUAACGUUAUUUGCGAGCUUUCACAUUCCAAGGAUAACAGCAAAUGUAAAACUUCAGGUACUGCUGCCUGUCUUCAGAAACUCAACACCUAUGAAAUUUGUAAGUGGAUCAGUGGUUGAUUUAUCAGAAGGAGUGAAACCAAAGUUGCUAAUGGAAGGAUCAGGACCCAGAUUCAUUGUGAGUCCUUCAACAGCUCAUCUGUUUCCGCUGACUCAAAAUGUGGUUGAGUUUGCAUUUGGAGAUACAGUGAACAAAGGGAAUGAAUCAUUUAAUGGAACCAUAACAGUGGAAGUUACUGGUGCAGUGGACUCAUCCCGUGGUGUUUAUAUACCAGAAAGUUUUGGAAAUGUCACUUGCAUUCUUAUGUAUGAUUCACCAAGAGGCUCCUAUUUAACAGCCAACAAAACUUUGAUUACUCUGAAGCUUGGGCAGCCACUACUUGAGUUUCAUUUGGAAGCAGAUAACUCUGAUUGUUGUUAUGAAGGUAAAGACAUGGUCGACAUCAAAUAUGAAGUCAAGAAUCCUGACUUUUCAACUGCUCCUGCAUGGAAUUUGACUUUAAACAUUUCAGUGCUGUCAGCUGACAUAGAAUUGCACAAUUUUUCUGCCUUUUUGUGUGGGAAUACCUCAAUUUUCAACAUGACUUCUAAUCAAAGUGUUGCUGGGACCAAAUGCCAUGACCUAUAUGGAACACAUAUGUUAACAAAAGCUAAUGCUGGACUUCAAGUGAAGCUAACAAGGUUGAAUGCAUCUUCAUGGGUGUAUGGUCAUCUACAUAAUUAUGUGAAUUCAUCAGUGGCAGCAGGAAGUUUCCAUGACAACAACUUAACUCUGGAAUACACUCGCAAAGGCUGGUUGCCAAUUGGAGAUGUUGACACAGAGACAAUAGGGAUCAAAAAUGUCACAGCACUGACUCCCUCUGUUCUUAGUAGUGAUGUGCCUGAUCCGAUAGGUGACCCAAAGGAUGUUACUAUUGGAGAAGACAUGGUUUUGCAAGCAAUUGUUCAGAUCCCUGUGUCUACAAAUCCAGGUUUUUUCUUAAAACUCUUUGGGAGUGGUUUUGAAGCAGUAGAUGGGCAGAUCACCACGGUUGGCAGAAAUAUAAAAUCACUUGAACAACAGAUUGAUGCAGCUUAUAAUCUCAGUGUCUCUGGAUCUACUGUAAGUAGCAAUUUAGGAACUGUUGUGAAUGUUGGAGACAAUGCCCAGUUGUUGGCAAGUACAAUUACCUAUACUGCAACCAUGAGGGUUGCUGAUGUUGUGCAGAACAUAAAUGGCAAAAGACUAGCAAUUGUAUCUGAUACAAUCGUCAAUGGACAACCCCAAGUUCCCAGUUCAUUGACAUUAAAGGUUGUCCUACCUGAUUUAUCUGUCACUGUCACUGUAAAUAAGAUAUCUGGCGUUGACCCAAAUGAUGAUCUUACAUUCACCGUCAAGCUGAGCCAUUCUAAACACUCAGCAUCACAUGCAUAUCGGGUGCUUCUGGAGAUUGCUGCAUCUGAUGAGUACUUUGAAAAUGUUCAAGAGGUUGGCUCUCCAGAUGUAGGUGUUUUGUCUGUGGUUGCUGGCAACAAUGCCCCAAGUGGAAAUCCAAGGUAUAAUAAUACGAAUACAAAAGUCAUUCUUUAUGAAGUGACCACUGGCCUGCUCCUUGGUAAGAGCGUCUCCUUUCAGUACAAGGCUACAACUGUUGGUAACCUUCAGCCCAGCAUAUACAUCUCUUCCCCAGUCUUCCUCUCCUAUGCAACACUGCCGCCCAGUUUGUCACCUCGAGAAGGGAGAAAGUUUGAACAUAACUCUGAUCAGGCUUCUUUUCUCACUUUCCGCCCUCUUCCAUAUGUAACAGUUAGCUUCCAGGCUCCCGCCAAUGGUUCGUUUGAUGCCGGUGACAGAGUAGAAUAUGAACUGAUCCUAAACAACAUUGAUUCAACAAUAUCAGCGUAUUCACUGUCUGUAAUAGUAUCCUUUGAGACUGUCGACACCAACAGUCUCAACACAUCUUGCAGUGGAGCAUCCGCUGCAAGUACGAGUCUCGACUCCAAGCUCGCAUCAGCCCAAAGCAGUUGA